Ananas comosus (pineapple) is the source of this 4770-nucleotide messenger RNA. RefSeq lists its product as uncharacterized. The transcript is spliced from 7 exons. The coding region runs from base 1 to 4770 and encodes 1589 amino acids. Gene Ontology annotation, biological process: carbohydrate metabolic process. Gene Ontology annotation, molecular function: polygalacturonase activity. The record is from RefSeq and is a predicted model, not a curated record. NCBI's taxonomy places the organism in Eukaryota, Viridiplantae, Streptophyta, Magnoliopsida, Poales, Bromeliaceae.
AUGUACACCAUGCUCUCUCUUCAACAUGUAAGCACAGUGCACUACUUCAGGGUGGCUUUUCUCUUCUCAUUUUGGGUUUUCUACUUUGCCAAAGCCAAUGACCCUCCCAAUGUGUUUGAUGUAACUCAUUAUGGUGCAGAUGUGGAUAGAGAGGAUAAUAAAGCAGCCUUUUUGGCUGCUUGGAAAGCUGCGUGCAACUUCGACGGUACUUCGCGCCUUUUAAUCCCUAAUGGGACCUUCAAUCUCGGCCCGGUCGAAUUCCGCGGUCCGUGCAAGAACAACAUUGCUCCUUCGGUUGAGAUCAAGGGGUCACUGCAGGCUCCUUUGGAAUUUGACGAUUUCCCUGAUAGCUCUUGGAUCAAAUUCAACGGCCUCGACAAGUUGGCGGUCACCGGCGGCGGCACCCUCGACGGCCAGGGCGCCCGUGCGUGGUCGAAGAAUAAGUGUGACGAUGGUCAAUCGUGCGAUCUUGCCCCCACCGUAAGAAUUUACUACUUUAAUGCUAUGAAAGAUUGUGAAUUCACCCCAAAGUCCUCUGCAGUUCCAAGUAAUCAGAUGAAUAACCUACAUACCUGCUUUGGCCACUUACACCAAAAAACAAUACUGGAACAGUGUGUGAUACUGGUUCCGACAAUUUAUAUCCGCGUUACGACACUCAAGUUCGAAGAAGUUAGCAAUUCGACGAUUUCCCUGCUUAAACUUGUCGACAGCAAAGCAUUCCACAUGAACUUUCACCGGUGCGAGCACAUCAACAUCCACGACCUUAAUAUCACCGCCCCAGGAGACAGCCCCAACACCGACGGCAUCCAUGUAGGAGGAACAAGUCACAUCCGGAUCAGGAACUCGGUCAUUGGCACCGGCGAUGACUGCAUCUCCAUCGGACCUGGCUCAAAAGAUGUGCUUGUCUCAAAUGUCACUUGCGGACCUGGCCAUGGAAUAAGUGUUGGGAGUUUAGGGAAGUACGACAACGAGACGGACGUGAUCGGGUUGCUCGUGGAGAAUUGCACGGUGAAGAACACGACCAACGGUGUGCGGAUCAAGACUUGGCCCGGGUCAUCGGCUAGCCUGGCUCAAAACUUCACAUUCUCAAACAUAACCAUGAUCAAUGUCUCCAACCCUAUCAUAAUAGAUCAAGAGUAUUGCCCCCUAGAUGGUUGCUCUAAGAAGCCAUCGCGAGUACAAAUUAGCAACGUAACAUUCGAAAACAUAACGGGAACUUCGACGACCAAAAUAGCGGUGAACUUGUUAUGCAGCAGAGAUGCGCCUUGCAAAAAUGUCGAGCUCGCCGAUAUCAAGUUGGUAACAUGCGAUAAUAGUAGGCAAUGCAGCAACACAACUUCAUCCUGCCUCAAUGUGAAUGGGAGCUUCUCAGGUGCCGAAGGGACAAGAGGCGGUCUGUUGACAGCAUGGAAUCCGACUCUUUUCGAUUGCGUAAGAGAGCAUUCGGGCAGGUUUUCACUCACCGUUGUGCUUAAGCGGAAAGUGGAUGGGAAAAUGUUUAUGAUUACCAAUGUCCACGGACCUACGGCGCCGAAUCUUAAAGCUGACUUCUUCCUUGAGCUGCGUUCUAUCAGCGCAACAUCAUCAGGGGCGUGGGUAGUGCUCGGGGAUUUCAAUGUCCUCCUCUCCAUUCAGGACAAGAACGGACCGACUACAAAUAUCAACGAUAUUCUGAGCUUCAGGGAAACAGUCCAGGAGAGUGGACUGAUCGACAUCCCCAUUGCGAACAAAUCUUUUACUUGGUCUAACGGUAGAGUCACUUCGACACUGGAGCGACUUGAUCGUGUCUUCAUCUCCAACGCUUGGACCCUGGUUUUUCCCCGAUCUGCUCUCAGGGCUCUUCCGCGGCCGCGUUCCGACCACACUCCUCUGGUACUCUCAUCCUAUACUUCUGCUAACCUCUUCAGAUUCGAGGCCUUUUGGUUGCGCCACCCUGCACUCCGCGGCAUCGUCGCUGCAGCCUGGAGGUCCGUUCUGCAUGACACAAAUCCGGUUAAUCUUAUCUUGCGGAAGAUUGAGUCGGUCCAAUCUGCACUCCGCUCUUGGAGCGCAGACAUCUCUUUAGCCUCUAGAGAACAAGGUAAACGCUGCCUUCUUUGGAUCGAGUGGUUGGACAAGGCUGAAGAGUACCGACCUCUAACGACGCCGGAAUACAUUCUGCGACCCAAGCUCAAGACCAGAUAUGAAGACAUUUGUCUGCAGGAGGAGAUCAAGUGGAAGCAGCGUUCUCGAGUCCAAUGGCUAAAAGUGGGAGAUGCCAACACCAAAUUCUUCCACCAACAAGCCAGUGCCCGCAGAAGCAAGAAUUUCAUCUCUAGGCUCUCAACCGGAUCAAGCACCUUUACCUCACCCGAUCAGAUUGCUGGACAUCUCCUCUCCUUCUUCCGCAACCAGCUGGGUGUCCAACUUAACCCCUCAGUCGAUAUCAACUUACACGCGAUUUACGCAGAUCAACAGAUUGAUCUUUCAUCUCUACAUGCCCCCUUCACUAUCUCCGAAGUGAAAACAGCUGUAUUCUCUUCUGCCCCUGAGAAGGCCCCGGGUCCGGAUGGAUUGCCAAUGCUUUUUUACCAGCAUUUCUGGAACCUCAUCAAAGACGAUAUUAUGGGAAUGUUCAAUAACUUCUACAAUGGAUUGGCGAAUCUCACGGGAGCCAACACUGGGUGGUUAUGUCUCGUACCGAAGAAGAACGAAGCCCUGUCGGCCAACGACUUCCUGCCUAUUAGCCUGAUCCACAGUGUCGCCAAACUGAUUUCGAAGGUCCUAGCGUCGCGAUUACAGAAUGUCCUGGGUGGAUUGAUAAACUCUUAUCAAGCGGCCUUCCUAAAGGGUAGACACAUCUCUGAUAACUUCAAUUGCGCCCACAUUUUGAUUCAUCACCUGUACACUACCAAGCAACGUGCGGCUCUAUUGAAGAUCGACUUUGAGCGUGCCUUCGAUCAAGUUGACUGGAGCUUCUUGCUUGACCUUCUCCAAGCGAGGGGAUUCAGCCAGCGCUGGAUUUCAUGGAUACGCUCUCUUCUUCACUCGGCUAGUACGUCAGUGAUCCUAAAUGGCACCCCGGGGAGAUCCUUCCCGUGCAGGCGUGGCCUUCGACAAGGUGACCCGCUCUCCCCACUUCUCUUUAUCCUGUGUGUUGAUGUCCUUUACAGACUUAUCCAAAUUGCCGUCACCGAAGGAUUAUUACCGGACGUUGGAAUCGGAAAUGCCCGCCUGCAUACUCUACAAUUCGCGGACGAUCUGAUCAUCUUCUUUGAUGGAUCAACAAGGUCGGCGGCGAUCGUAAAGCUGAUUCUGGACAAGUUUGCGGGGUGCUCGGGCCUUAAGAUCAACUACAGCAAAAGCUCCGUCACCCCAAUCAAUUUGCCGGACGCUCAAGCAUCCUCCUUGGCAACUUCUUUGGGAUGCCCAGUGAAAGAAUUUCCUCUCAACUAUUUGGGAUUGCCUCUCUCACCUAAACGGCUGCGAAGAGCUGACUACAUGCCGCUCAUUGAAAGGAUCAGCAAGCGCCUUGCGGAUUGGAAGGGACAGACGCUCUCAAGAGGGGGGCGCCUUAUACUAAUUAACUCAGUACUCUUAAGUAUCCCGGCCUUUUUUUGCUCGUUGUUCAAGCUACCUACCUGGGUGCUCAAUAUCAUAGACAAAUUUCGCCGCCACUUCUUCUGGAGGGGUCGAAUGCUACGUAAUGGUUUUCAAUGCCUAGUUACCUGGGAACAUGUGUGCCGGCCAAAGAAAUUGGGAGGCUUGGGUAUCCGAAGCUUACGGAUCAUGAACUUGGCCUUACUUAUGAAAGUACUCUGGAAUUUCUACACCUACCACAACCUGCCUUGGGUCAAACUUCUAAUGCAAAAACACUACAGGUACCGGCACCCUGCAGCUGAAGUCAAAUCUGCUCUUAGAUGCUGCCCGAUAUGGAAAGGGAUCCUCGACACCGCACCGUCUCUCCACGCAUCCACUACUGUAGUGCUGGGAAGUGGACAUUUAACAUCCUUUUGGAAUGCGAGGUGGUCCGGUGGACUCACUCUCAGACACCAAUUCCCAAAUCUCUAUGCCGCCUCGACGCACAGAAAUCUAUCGGUAGCUAAAUGGAUCCAGCGUUUUGCCCACAAUAUCGACCUCGGCUUUGGGACGGGCUUGGGCCGAGACCAGCAACAGGAGGACCUGCCGCGGCUUCAGGUACUGCUCCAGAACACAUCACUUACAAACGACAACGACUCUAUAUCUUGGCGUUGGCAUGCGGAUGGACGGUUUCAGGUACGACGAGCAUACAACUUCCUUAUCUAUGAUGGGGUGAACACAAACUACAUUCCUUGCCUCUGGACGAUCAAGAUCCCGCUAAGAGUGAAAAUCUUCAUGUGGCUCGCAGCCAGAAACAAGAUUCUGACAGCCGAUACUCUCGCGAAAAGGGGAUGGGUUGGACCAUCGAUUUGUACCCUUUGCUCAAGAAGCGGCGAGAGUUUACAGCACAUCUUCUUCUACUGCUCAUACUCAACGACCGUUUGGACGAAUCUGCUUCAACACCAUUUGACCACUCAGCGUGCCUUGCUCGCGCUACCGGGGGAUCUUCCUACUCGCUGGAAUCGUGCUCGAAUCUCAAUCAAAGGACGCCGGCACAGAAGAGGCUUCGACACCUUGCUCACAACUAUUUGCUGGGAAUUAUGGAAGGAACGAAACAAACGAAUCUUCGACAACCAGCUAUCUAGAAGCGGCGAACUUGAAAGAAAAGUGAUAGACACCAUGGCUCUGUGGCAACGUGCUCUUGGAACGUGA